Messenger RNA from Erigeron canadensis, 1172 nucleotides. Its product is annotated as tobamovirus multiplication protein 3-like. The record is from RefSeq and is a predicted model, not a curated record. The transcript has 10 exons. Lineage: Eukaryota; Viridiplantae; Streptophyta; Magnoliopsida; Asterales; Asteraceae. Bases 1 to 882 code for a protein of 293 amino acids.
AUGUAUAGGGUGUUGGUAGCCCCGUUUGAAAACACGGUGAUAAUGAUGUACACCCUUAAAGAUGCUUCUGAUUGGUGGCAUGUCUUAAACGACACCGUCGUAUGGCAGGAUCGAUUAUUUCACACUAUUGCCGCUCUUUAUGGCCUCGUUGCAAUCGUCGCAAUGAUGCAAUUGAUUCGAAUACAACAAAGAGUGCCAGAGUACGGUUGGACCACCCAGAAAGUCUUUCAUUUUCUCAAUUUCUUGGUUAAUGCAGUUAGAUGUUUCCUAUUUAUUUUUCGCCGUGAUAUUCAACACUUGAAGCCCGAGAUUGUUCAACAUAUCUUGCUUGAUGUGCCAAGUCUUGCGUUUUUCACUACCUACGCUCUCUUGGUCCUAUUCUGGGCAGAAAUCUACUACCAGGCACGCGGUGUUUCAACUGAUGGUCUUCGGCCCACUUUCUUUAUCAUCAAUGGAAUAAUCUAUGCAAUUCAGAUAUCUUUGUGGUUAGUAAUCUGGUGGAAGCCGGUCCGUGUUACAGUGAUCCUCUCCAAGAUGUUCUUUGCAGGGGUGUCUUUGUUUGCUGCCUUGGGCUUUCUGGUAUAUGGUGUAAGACUCUUUCUAAUGUUGCAACGAUUUCCUGUUGAAUCAAAAGGCCGGCGGAAGAAGUUGAAAGAGGUUGGAUAUGUGACAAGUAUCUGCUUUACAUGUUUCCUCACAAGAUGUGUGAUGAUGUGCAUGAACGCGUUCAAUACUGCUGCCAACUUGGAUGUGCUAGAACAUCCUGUUCUGAUCUUCAUAUACUACUUGUUGGUGGAGAUACUACCAUCGGCACUGGUUCUCUUUAUUUUGAAGAAGUUACCUCCUAAAAGAGGAAUAAAUCAAUAUCACAAUGUCCGUUGAGGAGAAUAGCAUGUCGAUAAGAAUAUAUUGCUUGCAAAAAGUAACCCUUGAUCACGGAACUAGAUAACCUAUUCAAUGGUUGAGCGAAUUAGAAGAAAGAAAGAAUAGAGGAGCCUAGUCCACACGGAGUCCAAAGAAUUCUUAAGUCCUCCAGCAGAAGUGAUAUCUAUAGUUCAAUGUUCAUAAUAUAUUGUCAUUGUAUUCAUUUCUCUGCCAUUCAAGAUGUUAAUCAAUGCUCAUUAUUUGUGAAGUGAAGUCUUCAAAAUAUAAGUUUAAGCAAUCCUUUUAUC